AGGGCCCGGGGACGGCCACAUCUGUCCUCUCAGGAAGGAGCAGCGUUCUGGCCUAAUUCUCUGCGAAGAGGUCAGAGACUGCCGCCGCCUCAGCUGCUCUCUGUAGCAGGCACAUGACCAUGAGGGAGCGGAGAAAGGAGGCGGAGGGAGGGCGGCUCUCUGUGUAUCUGAGGAGGCAGCAGAGGAGGGGCCGCUACACACACGUCAGGGAAGCUCCGAGAAAGUGAAAGGAAGCGUCGGUUGCACACACAGCAACAGUACAGUAUACCGGACACCUCACCAGGAGCACCGGAGCCAAGCAUGCAGCAGCCCUGAGUGCCCACACCACCUACACAUGGCUGGCAGGUGUCCCCGGGGUGCAGCUUACACUACGUGCAAUUUGUGUUGAAUUGGUAAUUAGCCACACUUGAAGUCUCAUGCAAUGAGGAUCCGUCUGAGAAAAUGGCCGUUUAUUGUGAAGACUUUAGUAUUGGUUGGUCUUUUCAUGGUUACCUAUAUGGUUGUGGAACUUUCUGUUUCUACUUUACGCUCAUCAGAUGGGCAGGAUCACACUACAAAAAGGAGGUGGGAGCGAGAGUUUUCUGCUACAGAGGAGAAAAUAAAGGACCUGAAUCGUCCAGUUUAUAUUAAACCUCCCCCAAAUCCAAACGCACUAGGAGAAUGGGGGAAAGCUGCAAAACUACAGGUUAAUUCUGCUGAAAUGAAGAUGCAGGAGGAAAGCAUUGAAAAAUAUGCCCUUAAUAUUUAUUUGAGUGACCAGAUAUCAUUGCAUCGGCACAUACAGGAUAACAGAAUGUAUGAGUGUAAGUCAAAAUCUUUCAACUACAGAAAGCUUCCAACAACAUCUGUCAUAAUUGCAUUUUAUAAUGAAGCAUUAUCGACACUGCUCCGUACAAUACAUAGUGUAUUAGAAAUGUCUCCCUCUGUACUUCUGAGAGAAAUUAUAUUAGUGGAUGACUUCAGUGAUAAAGUAUUUUUAAAGUCCCAACUUGAAAACUAUAUCAGUUCCCUGGAGAGAGUGCGUCUGAUCAGGACUACAAAACGUGAAGGACUAGUGCGAGCACGACUGAUUGGGGCAACCUACGCCAUAGGAGAUGUGCUCACGUUUCUAGACUGCCAUUGUGAAUGUGUCACUGGUUGGCUCGAACCACUUCUAGAGAGGAUUAGGGAGAAUGAAACGGCAAUUGUCUGUCCUGUAAUUGACACAAUUGACUGGAAUACAUUCGAGUUUUACAUGCAAACUGGUGAACCCAUGAUUGGUGGAUUUGAUUGGCGGUUGACGUUUCAGUGGCACGCCGUACCAGAACAGGAGCGCCAAAGAAGGAAGGCUAGGAUAGAUCCUUUAAGGUCUCCGACAAUGGCUGGUGGAUUGUUUGCUGUGAGCAAGAAAUAUUUUGAAUUCCUUGGUACUUACGACAUGGGGAUGGAGGUUUGGGGAGGAGAAAACUUGGAGCUCUCUUUUAGGGUGUGGCAGUGUGGCGGGACUCUUGAGAUUCACCCAUGUUCUCAUGUUGGACAUGUUUUUCCGAAGAAGGCCCCUUAUGCCAGGCCAAAUUUUCUGCAGAACACUGCACGUGCUGCUGAAGUGUGGAUGGAUAACUAUAAGGAACAUUUUUACAAUAGGAACCCACCUGCCAGAAAGGAAAACUAUGGAGAUAUUUCUGAACGAAAAUUACUGAGAGAGAGACUGCAGUGCAAUGAUUUUAACUGGUACUUGAAAAAUGUUUUUCCUGAUUUGCAUGUUCCCGAAGAUCGUCCUGGCUGGCACGGGGCAGUCCGUAGUAUGGGCAUAUCAAAUGAAUGUCUAGAUUAUAAUGCCCCAGACCAUAACCCCACUGGAGCUCACCUCUCUCUGUUUGGAUGCCACGGGCAAGGUGGCAAUCAGUUUUUUGAGUAUACAACACACCGAGAGAUUCGCUUCAAUUCGGUCACUGAAAUAUGUGCAGAGGUCCCUGAAGAACAGAAAUAUAUUGGGAUGCGGCAUUGUCCUAAAGAUGGUAAUCCUGUACCUGAAAAUAUUAUUUGGGAGUUUAGACCUGAUGGAACAAUCUAUCAUCCGCAUUCAGACCGAUGUAUUAGCUCGUACCGUACAUCCGAAGGACGUGCAGAUGUGGAGAUGAAGCCCUGUAGCCCAAUGGAUAAAAACCAACUUUGGAAAUUUGAACAGUAGAAAAAAAGGAGGCAAUCUACUACAGACUGAUUACAAUUUUCUGCAUUUAAACAAAAAGCUCCUAACCAUGACUAUUAAUUUCCAAAAUAAGACCGGUUACUGGAUUGAAUUUAGUUUUUCUACCUGUAACAUAUCGACUUGCCAGCAUAUGCAAUUGUCCGUAUAUCCGAAAGUGCCUUUAUACACAUUGUGUGCUGCUGGAGGCUAUUUUCUUGGUUUAGGAGUUUUUAGGUAUGUAUUGAAAGGUACAUAAGAAGCGUAUUAAUUGCAGUCAACCCUUUUAUUUAUUUUUAUAUGACUUGCAAGUUAGUAUACAAUUUUAGAAAGUGUGGUGGUUUACUACAAAGUGGAGGUAUAAAUUUGCACUCCGUAUUCUUGUGCCAUGGAAUGCAGUUAUCUUGUGCCACAUCUCGCUAAUACAGUCCAAUUUAUUUUGUUCAAGAACUUGGUGAUAACACAGAACAAAAACAAAGUUCAGUUUAUGUGCAUUCCACUGGAAUGUACAUUAUAUAAUACGCACUGAUGGCUAACUUGAAAUUACAAAUAGACACUUGGAAAGUUAUGUACUAUGGCUGAAAAGAAGGGUACUGUUACUACUGGCAGAUGAGUCAAAAGUUAUGCACAGAUCUGUGGCGCAUUACUUGAUGGAACAGACGUUCCUUUUUCUAGACAGCUGGUGUCACUAUUUCCGUUUAUAAGCAGCUUCUACAGUAGAUGGAGACUGAAAUUGUUUCUGGAAAGCCAUAGCAGGAGUUACACCUGUAGGAUAGAGAAGGUUAUUAACAAUAAUGAACGUACAAAUCAUGCGUCAACAUAGUAAUUUGUAUGUGUUUUCCUUACAUAUACUGCAAAGAUCCGUUAUCUUAAUGAUGCACCAGACAGAAUUUCAAUCUGAAUUUUUUUCAAGAUCAUUUUGUUAAAACCUAAUAAAACUAAAAAAGCAACCAAUGUUAUAGGCUUACAAUUGGAAUACAUCUUAUAGAAUAUUAUGUAAAAGAUAUACUUUGUCACAGCUGUCUACAUGAAAAAACAGACUAUUAAAAAAUACUGACUUUAGGUGAAUUCACAUUUAACACUUCUUUUUGUGAUUAUGAGACAGAUUUAUUAAAGCUUGGAUAGAGAAACUACCAACUAAGCUCCUUACUGUCAUUUUCUAGCACAGCCUAGCACAGGUUGGUACUUUAGCUCUUUCCACUUUUAUAUCUUCAAGCUUUCAUAAAUGUCUUUAUUACUGAAUAAUAUCUGUGACCGUUCAAGUUACAUCUUUAUUAGAACUCUUAAAAGUUCUAACUUUCAAACUUGAUUGACACUAUGUAAUGUCAUACCUGACAUUACUAUAAACAGAUUCAUAAAUUUAAUAUACAUCCGGAUUAUAUUCCUGAUUGCAUACUGUAUAUCCAUUAUUGAAGCAUUCUAAUUGCUGUUCACAAUGCCACUUUGAGAAUUUACAUAGUUGAAAUACAAAUAUUCACACAUUCACAGGGAGUUCAGGAAGUCCCUCCACAAUAACUGCACUAAGCAUGCAAGCCUCCCCGCAGAGAAUGUGUGCUUAGUAAUAUGACAUGAUUUAUUUACAUGAAAUAAAACAGAAUUUGUUACGUACUUAUCUACAUUAAGGGGGAUAUCCUAUGAGCAGCGGUAAUUCACUGCUAUUUGCCCCGAAGUUGGCACUUAUCAGGGAUUAUGCUUUAAGCAGCCCUUCAGAGCCACGAUAACACAUGGGUGUGGGAACUUAUCAGGCAUGUGUUAUCGUCCGGAAAUAGGAUUUUUUUAGGCUGAAAAAAAAUGGGCUUUAAUAGGAUAGCCUGAUACUCACCAUUGGUCUAAAACUGCAAUAAAAGCAUGUUUUCUUCGGCUGAAAAAUGAACGGGGCUAAUGGGAUACCUCCCUCAGUGGUGUUCCUCUCUGGCCUCCCACAGCUGCAGAGAUUUGCAGCCAGAGACAGCUUAGCAGGUGGUACUCCCCUUACAGGUAAAUUUCCAGCACAUAUGAAGAAUAAUGGAUACCAAAAUCAGACUCUGAAGCUCUUAUAUAAAAAAUAAUCAAUACGCUCACGUGGCUGCGUGCCAACAUUGUGGAAUUUAAUUCUUCUCUGAGUGCCGAUUAUAUUUCUACAACGUUGGUAUAUAUACUGUGCGUGUGUGUGUGUAUGUAUGUAUGUAUGUGUGUGUAUAUGUAUAUAUAUAUAUAUAUAUAUAUAUAAUCAUAAUAUAAUACACACACACACAUAUAUGUAUAGUGAAUACAUAAAUAAUACUUUGAAUUGGACCUUGUCACCUCAGUCCGCACCCUACCUGUUGCCGUCCAACCCAUCCCCACUGUAUUAAUUACCACUUUCCUGGGUGUGUAGUUAUCAGGUUCCUCUUCAGCUUGUAUGUCUGAGUUGUUCCGUCACUGCAUUGAAAGCUUGUGUGUGGGUGGAUAUGUCCCGUCUUCAGGUGCGUGUGACAUAAAUGGAACAACUUAGAACAUUUGAAUACAAAUAAAUAAUAUAUUAUUUUAAGUUGAGUUACUUUUCAUUCUCAUCUCUGUCCCAUGUUUCUAAAUGAUAACAAUGUCUGAUUGCGUAUCACUUGGUCUAUAUACCAUCCAGAAAAUGUUAGUGCUCUCUAAGUAGCUAUUUAUAUUUCUCACUGCAACAAAAGACCUUAUAGAUUCCAAACCAGCUGCAAUGCUUGUGUCAAUUUACAGAUCUUUCUAUGCAACAUGGUAUGCCUAAUUAUAGAUAAAUAUAAUGCACAGUUUUCAGGAAAAUCUGAUGCAAAAAUGUAUUAGGGUUUUUUCUUUUCUUUUUUUUUUUUUAAUUAUUAUUGUUGUUUUCUAAACUUGGUGUGAUCAGUGUGGGAGCUUAUAUCCACUAAGGUUUCAUUGAUCUCUAUUGGAAAUCAGUAAUUAGCAUACAUUGCAGGAUAUACCAAAAAUUCCUCUCAGUAUACAGUAGGUGUUCUAGCUGACUCGCCAUACUGAAAGCACUGCAUCUUUAAAUGUUAGUGGGUCUGAGUUCUAGAAAUGGAAAAAAUUUAGAAAUAUUAGGGUUUUAAACUACUGAUCAUAAUUGUAAUCUUAUUAAUGUUGUAAUUUUCAUGCAAAAUUUUUAUUUACAUUUGUUAUAAAAUAAAAACUUUUUUCCAAUGAGAUAAA
This is a messenger RNA of Pseudophryne corroboree (corroboree frog), 5311 nucleotides long. RefSeq names its product polypeptide N-acetylgalactosaminyltransferase 4 (gene GALNT4). Lineage: Eukaryota; Metazoa; Chordata; Amphibia; Anura; Myobatrachidae. Gene Ontology annotation, biological process: protein O-linked glycosylation. Gene Ontology annotation, molecular function: polypeptide N-acetylgalactosaminyltransferase activity. The record is from RefSeq and is a predicted model, not a curated record. Gene Ontology annotation, cellular component: Golgi apparatus. Bases 422 to 2170 code for a protein of 582 amino acids. The transcript has 11 exons.